Messenger RNA from Dentiscutata erythropus, 783 nucleotides. The record is from the annotation of a GenBank genome assembly. Lineage: Eukaryota; Fungi; Glomeromycota; Glomeromycetes; Diversisporales; Gigasporaceae.
AUGGAGGUACAAACAGAUUCAUGGUCUCCGUCUAAUUAUUCCUAUCACGCUCGAUUCGUGUCAACUAUCCCUCAAGACCUGAUAUCUUUACUAUCUCCUAAAUCACAUGAACGGAUCUUAGAUCUCGGUUGUGGUGAUGGUGUACUCACUUUUCAAAUUCAGCAAAUGUGUAAAGAAUGUAUUGGCAUCGACAAAAGCCCUCGAAUGAUUGAAGCCGCACGAGCUGCAGGAUGUAAAGACGUUAGAGUUGUUGAUGGAGAAAAAUUGAAAGAGUGGACUAUUUCUGAAGGAUUUGAAGGAACUUUUGAUGCUGUGUUCUCUAAUGCUGCGCUUCACUGGAUCAAAAAUCAAGAAGCUGUGGUGGAAGGCAUUCGUACAUGUCUUAAACCCGGUGGACGUUUGGUAUUAGAGAUGGGUGGUAAAGGAAACGUGCAAGUUAUUGAAAGGUCAAUGAUAUCAGCUCUCGACAAACGCGGAUACAAUGGUGCAUCUCUUUCACCGUGGGUCUUUCCAUCCAAAGAAACCUUCUCCGCAUUACUCACAAACGCCUCAUUCCAAAUUUCGUCAAUCAAUCUAUUUCCUCGUCCAACUUAUUUACCAACUAAUCUUCGUGGGUGGAUUGAUACUUUUGGAAAUCCAUUUAUACAAAAUUUGGAUGAUAAAGAGAAGGAAGACGUUAUAAGUGAGGUAAUUGAGAUGUGUAAACCUGAAGUUUAUAACGAGAAAGAUGGAAGUUGGAUGAUUAUGUACGUUAGAUUGAGAGUUCUUGCAUAUCUUGUUUGA